Neocloeon triangulifer is the source of this 5749-nucleotide messenger RNA. Its product is annotated as piwi-like protein Siwi. The transcript has 15 exons. The record is from RefSeq and is a predicted model, not a curated record. Gene Ontology annotation, cellular component: P granule. Bases 140 to 2620 code for a protein of 826 amino acids. Lineage: Eukaryota; Metazoa; Arthropoda; Insecta; Ephemeroptera; Baetidae. Gene Ontology annotation, biological process: regulatory ncRNA-mediated gene silencing. Gene Ontology annotation, molecular function: piRNA binding; protein binding.
CUUUGCAGAAGUGCUGCGUCGACAGGAGCGCGAGGAGGAGGAAAAUCUCCGCAGCAGCAAACCGGCGUCGACGCUCGAAGAGGCAACACGUCCCGCGCCACCAAACAAAGGUUCAACCGCCUUCAGGGGUUCCAACAACAUGAGCAACCCGAACGAGAGGAGAUACGUUCCGCGUGGAAGGGCCCGAGGGCGAAUCACGGCAAGGUCUCGCUCGCCAAAUCAACCUGGAUCUGCUGAACCUGCAACUCAACCAAGACCACUUGCUUUGCCGAGAAUUCCGAGGAUUCCAAGGCGUCCUGAUGUGGAAUUGCCAGAAGUUCAGCCUCGUGCGCUGGUGAAUCCAGGAGCCGCAGGGGGAAAGCCGAUUGACUUGAAAUCCAACUUCUUCCGCUUGUGUUCUGCUGGCCAGUUUGGCGUUUUCCAGUUCAGCGUUCAAUUCGAGCCCGACGAAGAAAGGACUUUUGUGCGUCGCGCCAUCAUGAGACAAAACGCGGAGAAAAUGGGCCUCGGCAAGUCGUACCUUUUCGACGGCUCCACUCUCUUCGACUCGAAGAAACCAACAAAAAAUCCCAUAAUUGCCAACGCGAUCACAAAAGAUGGGCUGCAAAUUAAAAUCACCGCCAAUUACGUGAAGAGGAUCGAGCCUUGCGACCCUGCAUAUGGCCAGGUUCUGAAUUUAAUCUUCAAGAAAGUCUUGCACUUGCUCAAAUUGAAACCAAUCAAGCGGGACUUUUACGAUCCUCAGGCCAAAAUUGAAUUUGAAGAAUUUAAACUGCAUGUUUGGCCUGGCUACAGAACCACAGCUCGCAGGCACGAGAACGACAUCCUGCUGCACACCAGCAUCAUCUCGAAGGUGAUGCGCGACGAGACUGCCUACGAAAUCAUGUCCAAGGUGGCCCGCUGUGUGGAGCAGAAAGACCGAAAGGCCAAAAUGCGCGACAGUCUGUUGGGCGCGACGGUGAUGACCGUUUACAACAACAAAACCUACAGGGUGGACGACAUCGAGGACCAAAUUACUCCUCAGUCGACCUUCGAAAAGAACGGCACACAAGUUUCCUUCAUUGAGUACUACAAGCAGAUUUAUAAUUGUGAAAUCCAAGACCCGUAUCAAUACAUGCUGGUGAGCAAAAGUAACAUUCGCAAGCUGAGGUCAGGGGAGAGCGAGUUGAUCCUUCUUGUUCCGGAACUGUGCAUCAUGACCGGUCUCUCGGACGACAUGAGGAAGAAUUUCAGACUCAUGAGUGCCCUGAGUGCCGAAACAAAAUGCUCGCCCAGCCAGCAGAGCGACAAAUUGCUCCGGUUCGCCAACAGGCUCCGAAGCAAACCCGAAAUUGUUGCGGAACUUGACAACUGGGGAAUGUCGCUCACCCCGAGUCUGGUGCAGUUCAAAGGUACGGAACUGCCCUGUGAAGAAAUCAUCCAGGGUGAAAAUUCAACAGCCAAACCGGGACCUCACGCAGACUGGACCAACGCUGUGAAAAGUAAUAAAGUUCUCCGAGCUGGCAGAUUUGAUCAUUGGGUUGCCAUCAUCCCUCGAUGCAUGGGGCACGGACCUGCGGAGAGUUUCCUGACGGAGCUGCUGAAUAUUGGCCGAAAAAUGGGAAUUCAAAUGAAUCGACCGUUAGUUGAUUACAUUGCAGAUGACAAAGUGGACACUUAUUCUGGAAAGCUGGAGGAAAUUUUAUCAAGAACUCGGCCAGACAUAAUUCUGUGCUUCGUCACAAAUGACCGCGGCGAUAGAUACAGCGCCAUCAAGAAAAUUUGCUACGUCAACAGAACAGAAAUGUGUCAAGUGGUGAACAGAAGGUGCGUCGUGAACCAAAACAUGCGCUCCAUCGCCACCAAGGUCAUCAUGCAGAUGAACUGCAAAGUGGGAGGCGCUCCGUGGUCAGUCGCGAAUCCGCCCGCCCUUGAUAAAGUGAUGGUCGCCGGCUUUGACCUGAGCAAGGAUUCAAUGCACAAGGACACGGCAUUCGGCGCUCUGGUCGCCUCCUUGGACAUACACUUUUCUGAAUAUUAUUCUCAGGCGAUUGAGUGCAGAAAAGGGCAAGAUGUGAGCGGCGCCAUUGGUGAAGUGUUUUGCAAAGCUGUGCGCAAAUUCCAGGAAAAACGUCAGGGUUGCCUUCCGAGCCACAUCAUUUUCUACAGAGACGGGGUGGACGAGUACAGCAGCAGGUGCGACGGAGAGGUUGAAAAACUCAAACUCAAGCUCGGAAGUCUGUACGAGUCUGCGGCGGCGCUCAAGUUCAGCUACGUCCUGAUUUCCAGAAGAUGCAACACUCGUCUUUUCACAAGCAACCUCAGCAACCCUCCUCCUGGCACUGUGGCUGACAAUUACAUCACCCGACCUGAUAGUUACCAAUUCUUCCUCGUGAGCCAGAGUGUGCGGCAGGCGACGGUGAACCCGACCAGCUACCACGUCCUCUGCGACUCCUCCGGCUUCAGCCAGAACGAGAUGCAGCAACUCACCUACAAGCUGACCCACCUGUACUUCAACUGGAGCGGAACAAUCAAGGUGCCCGCGCCGGCGCAGUACGCCAGAAAACUGUCCACCUUGAUCGCACAGUCGCUGCACAAAAUGCCCGAUCCGCAUCUCAGCAGCAAACUUUUCUAUCUCUAGUUUAAUUUUAAGAUUUCAAAUAAGAUCGGAAAAUUUGAAAUUUUGUAAAAAUUAUCAAAAAGCAAGAAAUUAGAUAAGAGACGAGAUAAAAUCGCGAAAAUGAAACAAAAAGUUCAUCGACCUUUUGAUGUGUUUAUCCGCAGCUAUGUUGGCAAAUGAUAGGCAGGAUGCUUAAUUAUUAUAAAUUAAAUUGCUAAUCAUUAUGGUCAGGGCAAUAAGAAUUAAUUGAAACAGUGGUUUCGUACUUUCAAUUGUAGGUUGUAAUUAAUUUGACUUAAUCGUUUCACACAUUACAAAGACACAACUACACAACUAGGCUUCGCAGACAGGAAUGUUAUUCCGUUUUUAUCAAUCAACGCUGCUCUCAUGUCAUCCGAUGCCCCGUCUCGCUCUUUUCCUCGGCCACAAAUGGUGCAGCAAGCAGCAUAUAUAUCGGUGGCCGAUGGGAGAAGUGCCGGAUUAACAGCUACUUGAAUUUAUCUUGGUUAUCAAUAGAUCGAUCGACGAUCGUUUGUGACUUUUGGCGCGCGGUAAGAAAAAAUGAAAUCAAAUGGAUUCUUUUUUCAAUAUUUGAACGUGCAAAAAUUAGUCCUUAAAUAUAUCGCAUCAGUUGAGACUAAAUUUUUGGUGCGCACUUACAAUCUCCCGCUCUCGCAAGAACUGGAAAAUGUCAAUUUUUCUUAUUGAAACUAAUGUCGGCAUAUUAAUACUAUUUAAUUGGGGCGAUUAAUGAAUCUUACAUUUGUUCCAAAGUUCUUCAAUAUUGAUUGUUUUACCACACAGAAAAGAUACACUUAUGUACGACUGCGUACGAUUUCUAGGUAUUAUUAUUUUCGCAAGCAAACGAGUUAUUGCUCCAGAAGGGGGGGGGGGGCAUUGGAAACUGCUUGAUUUUGCGCCGGUACGCGUCCGAGCAUCAAAUUAAUUGUCUCUGCGCAGCGGUCAAGACGCGCGAAGACUGGGCGUCGGUUCAGACAAUCAAACACAAAAAGCCAGAAUUAAAACUUUAUAAUUUUUUUGGCGAUUCCUCCCGAAUUCUCAAUUAUAUUUAAUUAAUUCCCAUGCCACGGCUUCCGGAGGUUCUGUUUCGCGGUCCGAGGAUAUGUGGCUUGUAAUAAAACUCCACUUGUGCUAAUAAUAUAUUGUCAGGGUGAAGCCCUGAGACGGUGUUCAACCACUAGGGAGGUAUAGUAAUUACUAACAAGAUAUGGCCUUAGCCCUCGUUAUUAUUAAGAGACGUAAUAGUACACAAUACCUUUACGGAAGGUUAUUCAAACAGAAGUUUGCCUUAUGCUACUGAGGUUUUUCUAAUUGAUGAUUUUUUUAAAUUCUAUUUUGCUUGCAAUUUUUUUGUGAAUCUUUUAAUAUAUUUACAUUAUUAUUAUUUUUGUUUUUUUAAUCUUUUAACUUUAUUUCGUGUUUUUUACUUUCAUUUUUUUUUAAUUUACCGUGUAAUUUUUUUUAUCGCUUUUUUUCUCUUUUUGUUAUCAAUCAUGAAUAAUUUAAUAAAAAUAAAUUCGCGACGAAAUUUUACUGUAAAUUUACUUUAAAUUUUGUCGGACCAGAAUAUUUUUGUUUUCUACGGCGUUCUCUGCUGGUCCCUCGGUGCUGUUCUUUCUUCUCUCCGGCGUCAUCUUGACAUUUCCAUUGGUUUUGCUGAAAACCUUUUUUUAUAUUAAUUUAAGGUAUAAAAUAUUAUUUAUUUUUGUGCGUGUUAAGUACUUAAAUUCAUCUCAUUUUUCGUCAAUUAUUUUAAACAGUAUUUAGGGGAGCACAGUUUUCAAGAUUAUAUUUUUCAUCUUGUUUCAUUUGUGUUGACUCUGAAGGAGCGCUAAAGCGGGGAUUUUUUUAUUUUUUUCAUUUUCUCUAUCAUUUAUUAAUUUUUUCGUUUUUAUUGGUUUGCUUUCGAGUCCGCCAAUGUUGCGUCAGUGGCCGAGUAGAGAAGUGCCGGGUAUGACCCUGACAAAUGUUAAAACUACCAACAGGGGAGCUGUGGGUGGAGGAAGCCCACUGUGGUGUGCCGCAGCCGCGCUCUUUUACGAGCCCUGUGCACGUAGAAGCUCCACUUUUUUUCUAAUAUAGUCCAAGAGAGAAGGGUGAGUUGCUGGGCGCCUGGUAUUGCCUUUACAAUCUCUCUCUCCAAUUUGCGCCUAGACGCCAGGUGACCCUAUCAGAGACGCCAGGUGACCCUAUCAGACUUUGCAAGGGAAAUGAGUAGUUUCGACUCAUAUUUCACUGUGUAUUGGGGUCCAGAGAAAUCAACGACAGAAAUAUAAAAGGGAUCAAAACUAAUAUUAUAUUUCUGUUGUAAAAUUAUGACUCUCUAAAAGGACCCACCGAUAUUGUUAUUUUCUGAUAUUAAAAAUUUAAAUUUAGUUGAGCAUACAAUUAUUUUGCUGAAUUUGCGUAUUGAAUUAAAUUUCUGUUGUUUUAAGAGCAAUUUUCUUAAAUGAAUCUGCUACUUGCUGAUUUAAUUUUGUUAAAUGUUGCCUUGCUUCAGCGCCAUUAGAAGCAACCUGAUCAUGUUGUAACACAUGAGAAGAAACUUUCUAAAACAUUGCGAAGGGAGAAGUCAAACACAAAAUUCCAUCAUCAUGCGCGCGGCAGGGUGCACAAGCAACAAUUUUUGUGCUUCUUGAUGGUGUUAUUAAUGUCAUUAACUAUUAAUUAAUUAGCAAAAGCAUCACCAAAAAACAGCAUAAAAUGUAACCAAGUAAAAACUCAUGAGUUAAAUUUAAUAAAAUUCACUCUACUGGCUGUAAAUAGGCAAAAAUUUAAUUGCGAAAUUUUUAACACUCGUAAUUGAUGUGCAAUAAAAUUGUUUCUCAUCUCGAUUGACGUAACCAUUGGCGAGAUAAGCGCACUUUAUUAAAAAGGUCUUAUCUCUCCUCGUCCUUAUCUCACCUCAUCACUUGUUACACCAACUCAUUUACGGCCCAAUCUGUUUUGAUAACUCACUGGCUCACCUUGUCACCCAGAGCACUGAUGGGUUUCGCAGCGACGUCGUUCAAUCGAAGAUGCACCUAAAUGGCAUCGAAAAUUUUAAUAUCCGCCUUUCUUGCAUUCGUGUUCGUGGUGGGAUUAUUCUAUGCGACAAUCAUUUACCAGACGGAAAAUUAUCAAGGUAAC